This is a messenger RNA of Galendromus occidentalis (western predatory mite), 2054 nucleotides long. RefSeq names its product S-adenosylmethionine synthase. The transcript has 5 exons. Gene Ontology annotation, biological process: S-adenosylmethionine biosynthetic process. The record is from RefSeq and is a predicted model, not a curated record. Bases 282 to 1544 code for a protein of 420 amino acids. Gene Ontology annotation, molecular function: methionine adenosyltransferase activity; ATP binding. Lineage: Eukaryota; Metazoa; Arthropoda; Arachnida; Mesostigmata; Phytoseiidae.
AGACGGAGCGGGAGCGGACGCAACAGCAGGUUAGCUCCGGGCAGCCGCAUCGGCCAUAAAGCAAUCAACGAGACUCCGCGUGCCGAGGAAGAAUACGCUCAGAAAUCAGAAGCGCUCUGAGCUCUCCGACGCGAACUGACUCGGAGAUCAUCUGACUGAGGCGGGCGGCGAACCUCAACUCUGGCUUCGAGAUAUCCACGAUACUCGAGCAAGAGAUCGGCUGAAGCAGUGAUUCGAACACGUAAAGAGGAUAGAAUCCAACAAAGAAAUAACCUUCCAACAUGAGCGAACAUCACUCCAACGGGAACAACGGCGUCGCCGUCAACGGCAAUUGUGCUGAAGAGCAUCCAGUUUUCGAUUCCGAGGAAAUGAACGAUGAUUCGGUCGAAACGUUUUUGUUCAGUUCAGAAUCGGUCGGCGAAGGUCAUCCGGACAAAAUGUGCGAUCAGAUUUCCGAUGCUAUUCUCGACGCUCAUCUGCAACAAGAUCCAAACGCCAGAGUUGCUUGCGAAACCGCUACUAAGACAGGUAUGAUCAUGGUGUUCGGGGAGAUCACGUCGAAAGCCAUCGUCGAUUACCAGAAAAUAGUCCGGGAGACUGUCAAGAGGAUCGGCUACGAUUCCUCCGAGAAAGGAUUCGACUUCAGAACCUGCAACGUUCUCGUUGCUAUCGAGCAGCAGAGUCCUGAAAUCGCCGCUGGCGUUCACGUGGAGAAAUCAGUCGAAGAGAUCGGAGCUGGGGACCAGGGUCUUAUGUUCGGAUACGCGACGGAUGAAACCGAGGAAUGCAUGCCGUUGACUGUGGUGCUCGCUCACAAGCUCAAUUCACGUCUCGCUGAGCUCCGUCGAGACGGGACUUUCCCUUGGGCCGGACCUGAUUCGAAAACUCAAGUAACUUGCGAAUACUACUUUAAUCACGGAAGGGCGAUUCCACAACGGGUUCACACGGUCGUGGUGUCCACUCAGCACUCGGAUAAGAUCUGCCUCGAGGAACUCCGCUACAAUGUGCUCGAGAAAGUCGUGAAACACGUCAUCCCCACGCACCUCAUGGACCGACGCACAGUGGUACACAUCAAUCCCUGCGGCAAAUUCGUUCAGGGUGGACCCAUGGGAGACGCUGGCCUCACGGGGAGGAAGAUCAUCGUUGACACCUACGGAGGUUGGGGAGCUCACGGAGGCGGGGCCUUCUCCGGCAAAGACCCAACUAAAGUCGAUCGAUCCGCCGCAUACGCAGCCCGUUGGGUCGCGAAGAGUUUGGUGAAGGCAGGUGUUGUGAGACGGUGCCUCGUGCAGGUCUCGUACGCCAUCGGUAUCGCUGAACCGCUUUCGAUCACGGUGCUGCCGUACGGAACUUCGAAGUACUCUCAGAAAGAGCUCCUGCAGAUCAUCGAAGACAACUUCGAUCUCAGACCGGGCAUCAUCAUGAGAGAUCUUAACUUGACAAACCCCAUUUACCAGAAAACGUCGGUGUACGGACACUUUGGACGAGACAAUUUCCCGUGGGAAGUUACGAAGCCCCUUGUCAUCCGCAAGGAGUUCCAAUAGUCGUAGUCCGAGCAUAAUUUUAAAAAUAAACCAUUCAUCCAUCAAAAAUAACCGACAUGAAGUAACACUUAGACCGCGUACCGUGUAUCUGUCCUCAUCGAUGUCAAGCUGCUGUGAGAGGAAAACGUGUGUCUCCCUUAGUCUCCCUCCUAGAUGUUGCGGCGCCCUUGACGCUCCCAAACCUGAGUCAUUUUCUAUGGUUAUAGUAACCCUUUCAUGAUGACUGCAAACCAUUGCGAAUGCUGGAUGCAAGUCCCGAAUAUCCUCGCUUCGUUCGUGUUGAUUCGAAUCAUCAUUCCGAUGAUGCGGCGGGCGGGACAGCUGCUCUCCAUCAUCUGAACGUGUUUUCUGAAUAAUAUAUGGUUCCCGGCGAAGAGCGUUGAUUUGUCGAUGAAUCCAAUAACUACAACCAAAGGUCGAUCGCUCGAAGUCCGAACGAGUAAGGUGUUUUUCACUAGCGAGGACGGAAAUGCAUUAGAUGUUCUUAAAUACAAUACAUAAAGUAUUCUU